Molecule: messenger RNA, 3171 nt
Organism: Penicillium canariense
Lineage: Eukaryota; Fungi; Ascomycota; Eurotiomycetes; Eurotiales; Aspergillaceae
Exons: 6
Coding region: 1-3171 (1056 amino acids)
Biological process (GO): regulation of GTPase activity; signal transduction
Cellular component (GO): cytoplasm
Source: RefSeq, a predicted model, not a curated record
AUGGAUUCUCCGGCUUUUCCCCCGGACUCUCCUAUGGAGCAAGACGAGAUUCCAUUCCCUUGUAUGGGCUGCGGCGAGAUCCUAGAAGAAGGAAAGGCCUUCGAGCUCUCUGGACAGAGAUGGCACAUCGAUUGUUUCCGAUGCAGCACCUGCGGCACUCUUCUAGACUCGGAUGCGCACCUCCUUCUACUGGGCGACGGAUCCCUCAUUUGCAGCAGCUGUACCUACAGCUGCAACUCGUGUGGCAAUAAGAUCGAAGAUCUGGCCAUUCUCACCGGUGAUCAGGCUUUCUGCGCCCAGUGUUUCCGUUGCCGCAACUGCAAGAGGAAGAUUGAGAAUCUACGCUAUGCUCGCACGUCACAAGGGAUUUUUUGCAUGGACUGUCACGAAUCAUUAAUGCAACGAAGGCGAAAGAAAAAGGCCAGUGCCGCAGGGAAACGACCAGGUGGGCCGGGGGUAAAGCUGGACAAAUCGUUGCCCUCGUUGCCCCCGAGUAUGGAGGAAACCCGUUCUAUCGAAGAGACUCCCAGUGAGACGUACGUAGAAGCGGCAGAGGCCUCGCACGGCAGGACAGACAGCCAUGGUGAUAGUGCCCGCACCGAAACCUCACCGACGCGCCCGCCAACUGCAACAGACAACCUUAUCCUCCCAUCGAGCACAUAUCGGAGCAGUCGUCAAUUGGGCGGACAGCGUGACAACGACGCGGACGCCGGCGGAGAGUUUCUCAUUCCUCUCACCUUCGAUCCUUCAGAGGGCCAGCGCUCGUCCUCCCGGACACAGUCUCAACAGGAACCCGCCCGUGAUUACUUUGGCCAAAUCCGAUCAGGCGAUUCGUCUAUCAGAACCUCUCGCGAUGGCCGAGACUUCACUCUUGAACCCCCUUCUCGUACCUCGUCCGAGCAUCCGUCUCCUCAUAUUGCAUACCAGGAGAAAGGCCGGGAAGGCCGCCGGACGGACUCGGCUCGACGUGACAUGGAUGCCGCGAAUGGGUCGGCAGAGAAGCCAUCGACAUCUCACUCUGAGAGAAGUAAGCUCGGAAUGUCGGAGUCUGCUCGUAGCUCUAGGUCUGAUCUGCCCCUGGCACUGAGGGAGACGAGUGCUUUCUCAGGGGCCACUAGCCCUGAUAGCAACCGGUCGAAGGAAGCUACUGGACUGGACGGUGCGGCCUCGGGUUCUGCGCGCCCAUCCAACGAACUCCGCAGACUUCAUGAACACACAUCUGUGGACUCCAACCGCUCGCAGCCUACUUCCCACAUGACCUACCCACCAAAGCGAGGCGAUUCGCUCGAUAGCAAGCACCAUCAAAUCCCACGGAAAGAAGUUGGUGCAUCGCCUGCAUCAUCCGCUUAUGGAGGAUCUCCCAGACUGCCUGACAGCAUCACUGAGCAGCAGAAACAAAGCAUCACAUCGGUCAACACGACAUUGAACGGCGCCGGCUCGCCGCCCUUCCCGCGCUAUACUGGCAGUGAAUUCUCGCCGGAGGAUGAUCCAAAUAGUGAAUCAUUCCUACGACGCGUCUCAAACUCUGUCCGCCACGGCCGAAGCUUCAGCGAUAAGAGUGUGCGUCUCCCAAAAGAAGGCAAAUAUCCCCGCUCGCCUCCCAAUGGAAGCUCUGUUGGUACCGAUAUCGGCAGUCCUACUGCUAGUAUCUCCCAAUCCGAGGAGGUCGCCUGGCUUCGCAACGAGUUGCGCAAGGAACGUCAGCGUGUAACGGAUAUGGAGGCUGCUCUUCGCGCUACGGCGGAUGUGAAGCAGGUCAACACCGAACUCUCAGAGAAGCGAUCGACCAUGGUUGUGCUUGACGCCCAGAGAGAGAUUGUUCUCCGGGAGCUUACGGUGUUAACUGACCACCUAGAAGCAGAGAAACGUGGCGCCGCGGGUGGACCUCUAGACCUCGGCAAGUUUUCGAAUCAUGUUCUUCGUGAACUUGCCGAAUCAAUCCACAAGCUGAAGGAGUCCUAUGCUCCACAGAUUGAGGAGCUCAUUCAGAAGCGCAAUGACCUAUCGGGGGAGCUCGCCAACCUGAACCGCCAGAAGGAGAAGACGUUCCAAGAAUUUGAGCAGCUUUCGUCUAAGAACGCUCAGUUGGCUGAGUUGAACAACACAUUGGUGCACCAAAUCCAGGAGCUUUACAAGAACACCUCUGAUGGCCAGCGCGGUGCGAACGGACUUGGCAUCGUUUCUCACAACAAGGACAAGUCCAUCCACUCGAUUGAGACUCUGAAGCCCACCAUUGAUAGUCUUUCAUCCUCCAUCUCUACCGCCCAUAUUUCCGACGAUCUGGAAACUACCACUGCUACGGCUACAGUGGUGCCCGGGCCGCAUGUAGUCAACGUUCGCAAGGGCAAGUUCAACUGGAAGAAGGGUGGCCAGAACGUUGCGAAGGGCGUCAAGGGUCUUAAGGGAGCCUUCAUGUCCAGUGAAACUGGAGAGGGUGGUGGUGGUCUCCCCCGUUCCCAGACGCAGGACCCUAACCGUCAGGGCUUUGGAUUCUUUGGAAACCAACGCAAUAAGCAGGGCGGCAAGAUGUCGCAGGCCGACAGCGUGCCAGUCUUGGCUGAAGCUGCCGGUGGUGGUCUCUUCGGUACUGAUCUGGAGGCUCGCAUGGAGCAUGAAAAGAGUAUCAUUCCUGCCAUUGUGACGCGGUGUAUUCAAGAGGUUGAAUUACGAGGUAUGGACAUGGAGGGAAUCUACCGUAAAUCGGGUGCCGCCUCCGCCAUCCAAGGUAUCCGCGAUGGCUUUGAACGCUCUCCAUUCGACUACGAUAUCUCUGAUCCUGACCUUGAUAUUCACGCUGUCACUUCUGCUCUCAAACAAUACUUCCGCAAGCUCCCCAUGCCACUGAUCACCUAUGACACUUACGACAAGAUUAUCGAUUCUGCUGAAAUCCCACACGCUUCCGCACGGGUUGAACUACUACAGAAGUGCUUGUCUGAGCUGCCCCGCACGCACCGCGACGUUCUGGAGUUCCUCGUCUUCCACUUGAAGCGUGUGGUUGAGCGUCAGGAUGAAAAUCUGAUGACCAGCCAGAACAUCGCUGUCGUCUUUGCGCCGACCAUCAUGCGGCCCGAGAGCCUGGCCCGUGAGAUGACCGACGUGCAGAAGAAGAACGACAUUCUCAAGUUUCUGGUCGAGAACUGCCAGGACGUCUUCAUGGGCAUGCCAAAUUAG